CGAACAGCGGUGGUGGAGGUUGUGUUGGGUUCGUGCUUGCUUUUGAGGAAUUGUGCGGGUUCUGUGCCUGUGUUUGGUGUCUCAUAGUCAGUUACCUAAUUCGAGGAGUGAACUAUCAGAGACAUCUCAACUUCACGCAAUGGCAAUGGAGAGUCCGGAGCGGCAGAAGAUCAAAGCAAUUCUUCCUCCUGCAAAGGAAUGCACACACACCUUACACUAUUGUGAGGAGAACGUGUGGCUGCUGUGCCAACACGUGCAGGACAAGUACCCGCAGGAGCUGCCCUACUGCUACGCGGUGUUCAUCUCCAACCAGAACCAGACGGUGCCGCUGUGGAGGCAGCGCGCCGGACGCACAGAGGACCGCGUCGUCAUCUGGGUAGGUCACGACGAUAACAUCACGGGACGGGUCGCCACGGGUCGUCAUCGGGGGAGGUCACGAGACUACACCGACAGCAUCACGGGUCGCCACCUGG
Messenger RNA from Amphibalanus amphitrite, 473 nucleotides. RefSeq names its product protein N-terminal glutamine amidohydrolase-like. The record is from RefSeq and is a predicted model, not a curated record. Gene Ontology annotation, molecular function: protein-N-terminal glutamine amidohydrolase activity; protein-N-terminal asparagine amidohydrolase activity. NCBI's taxonomy places the organism in Eukaryota, Metazoa, Arthropoda, Thecostraca, Balanomorpha, Balanidae. Gene Ontology annotation, cellular component: nucleus; cytosol. The transcript is spliced from 3 exons. The annotation marks the transcript as partial.